Molecule: messenger RNA, 1377 nt
Organism: Nerophis lumbriciformis (worm pipefish)
Lineage: Eukaryota; Metazoa; Chordata; Actinopteri; Syngnathiformes; Syngnathidae
Gene: chp1
Product: calcineurin-like EF-hand protein 1
Molecular function (GO): calcium ion binding
Source: RefSeq, a predicted model, not a curated record
CCCACUCGAUAUACCAGGAAGAUAAAGGUCGCCUUUCCGCUGGAUGACAACACUUUGGCCAGUGUUGCGGGCGUUUAAGAUAAACAAACGACAAACUAGUUACUAACUAAUUAAGUACUAUAAUCGGUAAAGUACGCGGUAGUCGUCAUAAACUCGCUCGGCGCGUGUAGCUUGCUGCUACAGUUAGCCACUUCGCUAGUUUUUGCCAAAUUCGAGACUGAAAUUACCCAAAACUGCUGGUUCAUUCAAUAUGGGCUCCAGAGCGUCCACGUUACUCAGGGAAGAGGAGAUUGAAGAAAUCAAGAAGGAGACCGGCUUCUCCCACAGUCAGAUCACUCGUCUGUACAGCCGCUUCACCAGCCUGGAUAAAGGAGAGAAUGGAACUCUGAGUCGAGAGGACUUCCAGAGGAUUCCAGAGUUGGCCAUCAAUCCUCUGGGUGAUCGAAUCAUCAAUGCUUUCUUCCCUGAAGGCGAGGACCAGGUGAACUUUCGAGGCUUCAUGCGGACUCUGGCCCACUUCCGGCCCAUCGAGGACAGCGAGAAGAGCAAGAACCAGGCAACCACCGAGUCGCUCAACAGCCGGAACAACAAGCUGCUGUUUGCUUUCCGUCUUUACGACCUGGACAGAGAUGACAAGAUCUCACGAGACGAGCUGCUGCAGGUGUUGAGGAUGAUGGUGGGAGUGAACAUCUCAGACGAGCAGCUGGGCAGCAUCGCUGACAGAACCAUCCAGGAGGCUGACACCAACGGCGACAAUUCCAUUUCCUUUAACGAGUUCAUCAAGGUGUUGGAGAAAGUGGACGUUGAGCAGAAAAUGAGCAUCCGCUUCCUUCACUGAGUCAAUUGAUCAUUUUUUGGGAAACAUUUUUUGUUCAACUUUAUGGUCAGCAGGCGACGUGGUCCUCUGGGCUCGUAGAAACAAACGACACAUCUCCCUGCUCCGCUAACCAGAAGGUGAAAUGAUGUGCCUUGUUUUCCUCAAUUUAUUUAUUAGCAACGACUGCCGGAAAAGCAGGAAGUACAUUUACUUCAUUAUGCUUUAUGGAUCCUCUGGUGUGUGACAGGAAACAAUAACACUUUUUGCUGCUCCUUUUUUGUUUAGUUUUUAGCCCAGCUUUAGUACGGCUAUGCUAAGAUAACAACACGCCGCUUUGUAUGUUUUCAUCAUUUCUGGCAGCACAUUCUCCUUCCUCGUGCUAAAGUCAAUCAGAAGCCGUCUUUUCUCUCGUACAAGCUAAUAUAAUAACAAAGAAAUAGCGUAGCUGUGUGACGACUAAGAAGGAAACACUUGUAAAGUAUUCAUAAGGAUUCAUAUUGUUGGUUCUAAUAAUCAUGGGUCAGAUUUAUUUAGACUGAAUAAAAAUAAUGUGCCAUGUU